Messenger RNA from Thermothielavioides terrestris NRRL 8126, 2111 nucleotides. RefSeq lists its product as uncharacterized. Lineage: Eukaryota; Fungi; Ascomycota; Sordariomycetes; Sordariales; Chaetomiaceae. The coding region runs from base 203 to 1822 and encodes 539 amino acids. Gene Ontology annotation, cellular component: mitochondrion. The record is from RefSeq and is a predicted model, not a curated record. The transcript has 2 exons. Gene Ontology annotation, biological process: CDP-diacylglycerol biosynthetic process; cardiolipin biosynthetic process. Gene Ontology annotation, molecular function: phosphatidate cytidylyltransferase activity.
UUAGCGGCAGAGGUUCCGGCGAACGCAGUGCUCUUCCCGACCCGGUUGCUCGCUCAAUGGCAUUCAUUUCGAGGUGACGUUUUGCAGCAUUUCGCUGCUCACAACCCCCACCCGCUUACCUCCCUCGAUACCCGUUGGAUCCAAGUCGGUACUGUCCGACGGCCGGAAAGCGCCUGUGAUGGUUCGCGGUCGCAUCCCCGCCAUGGUGCGGGGUUGCCGCACGUCGCGCGCCCGGCCGCUGCGCUCCUCGCUCUCUGUUACGCCCUCACCCUCUCCGACAUGCCGGCCGGAUGCUCCGGUACGAAGAUACGGGACGACCCGCAACGCCGACAAUGCCGAUGCGGACGCAAAGGAAGCCCGUGAAGGUGCCCAGCACGAUGCGGCUGCAGAGUCGGCCACGGGCACGGCAAAAAGUGACACCAAGUCGACACGAGCGUUGGCAAGCGAGGCGGCGAGCUCAUCCACCGCCGGGUCGUCGGUGGUCAGCGACAUGCAGGAUUGGGAGUACAAUCCGAACCUCAAGGUCGAGUCGUUCAAGGACCUGCCGCACGCCAACUUCGGAGUCAACCAGCACAUUCCCUUCGAUGCGGAGUUCAAGGAAGUCUUGAAGUCGAUACCGUGGCAAUUCCGCGCGCCGAUCCGCUAUGCGUUCGCCUACGGCUCCGGCGUGUUCCCCCAGUCGAAACCCAGCGGCAGGGUACCGACGCCUGAGGAAAUACGCGCCAUCCAUCCGAAGGCGCCGCCCGCUGUCCAAAGGGCUCAGGACGGCACCCCAAAGAUGAUCGACUUCAUUUUUGGCGUCUCGCACACCCAACACUGGCACUCUCUGAACAUGAAGCAGCAUCGGGACCACUACUCCGCCUUGGCGAGUCUCGGGUCCGGUGCCGUCUCGUACGUUCAGGACAGGCUGGGCGCUGGCGUCUACUUCAAUCCUUACGUUGUCGUCAACGGGAUUCUGAUCAAGUACGGCGUGGUGCAGUUGAGCACGCUGGAGAAGGACCUAACCCAGUGGGACAUGCUGUACCUGGCGGGCAGGUUGCAAAAGCCCGUCAAAAUCCUGCGCGAUGAUCCGAAGAUCCGGCUCGCCAACCAGAUGAACCUUCUGUCGGCCCUGCGGACGGCGCUGCUCCUGCUGCCGCCUCACUUCACAGAAGAAGAGCUCUACGGCACCAUCGCCGGCAUCAGCUACCUCGGCGACCCGCGCAUGGCACUGCCGACGGAGAACCCGAGUAAAGUCAAGAACAUCGUGGGCAACAACAUGGCCAACUUCCGGCGGCUCUAUCUCCCUCUGAUUGAGACGCUUCCUAAUGUCGACUUUGUCGGUGCCGGCGCCAGCAUGAAGGAUUGGAUUUGGGACGAAACCAAGAACCUCAAGCUUGCGCAGGAUAUGGACCCGGUCAAGCGCGGCAACAUGGUGCGUCGCCUGCCCAAGGCCUUCCGCUCGCGGCUCUACUUCCAAUACCAGAAGAAGCUGGCGAUUCCGCAAGAGGAGUUCGACAAGAUGAUGGAGGAAAGUGAGAAGGAGGAUGCUGUCGCUUUCAAGCGACGUGAGGGCGGCGGCUUCGAGCGGCGCAUCGCCCAGGACGACCCCGCCGAGCUGCGCAACUACAUCCGCACCGUCAUCAAGCAGACGAUCACCUGGCCAGCCACCACGCAGUCCCUCAAGGGGCCGCUUACCAGCGGCUUUAGCAGGACGGUGCGGUACCUGCGAGAGAAGAUAGACAAGUAUCGCCAGGGACGAGCGGCUGGAAAGGCCCAGGCUGCUGAGGAAGAGGCGGCCUCCAACCCGACCGGCGGCGAAGGAGCCCGGAAGAAGCCUUGAUCUCGAAGGAAUCAUGGCUAUCUUCAACGACAUGACUUGCUGGCUUGUUAAGCAUGUCUCCUUUUCUUGUACAGUACAUGAUAUACAUGGCAUUGUGGUGGCACUCGGGCCGAGGGAUUAGACAGUGACUGGCGUUUGUUCCGGCGGUUUUUACGUGGCUUCAGGUCACAUACUGGCACAAGCUAAAUGAAAGGCAGCUGCCCUGACACUCUUCCGAGUUUUCGGCUCCUCUGUUUCCGGUGCCCCUUCUAAGUCAGUACGCCAUGGCCCAUGGCGCAGAUACCCGCCU